GGGACUAUUGGGUUGCUGGACUUAAGAACAUGAGGGGAAAAGGACACUGCCCAACCUAUUUAGGGGUGGGUCUUUUACUCAUGGUUUAUGUUUAUGAACCCUGUUUGCGGUGUUUUUCCAAAUUAAUGCUGAGUUACUUUCCUCCUUUUAUUAAAAGUUUCUUUUCUACACUCAGAUUCUGUGCUUGCAAGUGGGGAAGUAUUGCCUCUCAGAGGUGCCCAGGGAUGGUGUGUAAAUUUCCCAGGUUACUGGGUGGAGGCUCGAGCUGGUUCUCUGUUGUAUAAAUGGAAAAGGAUCCCUAGAUUUUGAACCCGGCCCUAGUUGCUGCUGGCACCACCUGGCAGAAGGGUUACAUAAGCUAUUAGAGGAGAUACCUCAUUCACAGGGACAGGACUGCAAACAAGCUAUGUUUUGAGUGAAGGUUUGCUGUUUUUAGUUUCCUACCCACUCAUUUGUAAUUUCCCCCCUUCAAAUAAUUUUGUUUACAGAUAUUAUAUAAAGCUAUUGCACAGGGGCCAAUCUGUGCUGAGCUGUAAUCCUGGUUUUCUCUGCAGCCACAGGUAAUACACAGCCUUUCUACCUAGAGACUUCUAUGGGCCCCAUCACAGACAUGAAUACAUUUAGCCUCACAAACCCUGAGGAGCAUUAUUAGCCUCACUUUACAGAGGAGGAACUGAAGCAAAAAGAAGAUGAGUGACAUGCCCAACAUCACACAGGAAAUCUGUGUCUCAGGGCCAAGAAGUGAACCCAGGGGUUUCUUAGGUUCCACUCUAGUGCCUUACCCACGAGACCAUCCUUAUCUUUUGUGUGCCUUGCUUUCCCCAUUGCUCAAGUUAUUCUUCAUAAUUGAUAUUACUUAGCACUUAGAAACCCCAAACAUACAUAUAGUAAGAAACAGCCCUAGCCCCCAAAAGCAUACAAUCUAAAUAGACAGAAAAGACAAAUGGAGUGGGGGAUAAAACAGACACAGAAGUGAGCCAGGAAUAGAACCCAGUUCUUGAACAGCGAUACCGGCUUACUUCACAAGAGUGCUGUAAGAUAACAACAUAAAGUACGUGAAAUAUGUUAGUUCUAAUAAUACUUCAUUGCCCCUCAGAACAUAGUAAACUUUGGAAGGUCUCACAGUCCAGGGCCUACCUGCGAGGCAUGUUGUGUGCAGAGUGCUGUGGACAUUACUUUAAUAUUUCUAAACCAUGUGUUUUAGAAGAUGAAAAAGUGACAUACACAUGCUUGAUGUGUUGUUGUUAUAACCCUGGGUUGUGUUCCUUCCUGAUUCUUCUAGACACUCAUUUGAAUCUCAAGCUCCCCAAGGAAUAGCCCUUAGAGGGAAACAAAGAAACAGUCACACGCUCCAGCACAGGAGAUAGACUAGCCCUUCAGCCAGUGAUAUUUUGCCCUUUGUUCCACAAACAGUAAAGCACUUACUUUAGCACUGGGAUUGUUUGACUGGAACCAUACCCCAGCAACCAGGUUCCCAUGAAUACAAAAUGACUGCAUCAAAACAAGAAGGUGGCAGGGUUUUGCAACUUUAAAAGAAGUAGCCCUGUGUGGGCUUAGAAUAGUGAAAGUAUUUAAAGUCCUUAAGAGAUGGGUUUACAAAAAUGCAGAGGCUGUUUGAGUUGUCUGUUGAUACCUCUUGCACUUUGGAGUAUUGUUGUUAAUAUCCUGUUAUACUUCCCUAAUGGGAAAACUUCAUACGCCACCAGUAACCAGCUCACCAACUACGUGUGGUAUUUUGAAGGAAUAUGUUUCUCUGGUGUGAUGAUGCUUCUGUUAGCAGCACUUCUAAUAACACUGGAGCGUGACACGUUCUACCAAUGCUGCCAGAGCGAGAGCUGUAACAAAACGUACAGGAGUUUCAUUUCAGUUGUGUUAGCCCUGCUUGGAAUUGCUUUUUCGGGAUAUAAUGUCAUCAUCUCUACUUUGGGCUUAGUGCAAGGCCCAUUCUGCAAUACUCCAGCUGGCUGGGGUUAUAUCUUCAAAGACACUGCAGGGGGUUACCUCAUUGCGUACAGCUCCUGGUCUCAGUGCACUGAACCCGUGCACGUAGUGGAGUGGAACAUCAUUUUAUUCUCUAUUCUCAUAGCCCUUAGUGGACUUCAAGUGAUCAUCUGCUUUCUUAAAGUGAUGGCCGAAUUAAAACAGAUACUCUGUGGGACCUACUCUGUCUUUAUACAGCCGGGGAUUAUCUGAAUGUAGCAGAGAACGCUUCAUUGCCAGCCAGGCUUCGCUCCUCCAGUGUUUACUGUUCUACAUAGCAGAUCUGUGGGUGCCAUUAAAACUAAUUUUCCACGGAUUUCUUUUUCACACCCACUUCUCUCAUGAAAUGUACUUUUAGAUUCACUUAAAUGGUUUUUGAUAGCUAAAAUAUAAGCUCUCCCAUGUUUUCUUAAAUACGACAUCCAUUUCUUAACCACAGCUAAUCCUGAAUGACAAUGAUAACGGUGUCUCUUUUGCUUUGCCAUCCAGUUUGUGUUGUAUGAGUGCUAUGAAACUGCUUUCACACAGAAAUCUCUAGUUUUCAAUAAAGAAAGUGCUGUAAAGCUGCCAUGCUUUCAUAGA
This is a messenger RNA of Caretta caretta (loggerhead turtle), 2562 nucleotides long. RefSeq names its product transmembrane 4 L six family member 18 (gene TM4SF18). Gene Ontology annotation, cellular component: membrane. The record is from RefSeq and is a predicted model, not a curated record. Lineage: Eukaryota; Metazoa; Chordata; Testudines; Cheloniidae.